Messenger RNA from Cyprinus carpio (common carp), 11846 nucleotides. RefSeq names its product histone acetyltransferase p300-like. Gene Ontology annotation, biological process: positive regulation of transcription by RNA polymerase II. Gene Ontology annotation, molecular function: histone acetyltransferase activity; transcription coactivator activity; protein binding. Bases 2206 to 10749 code for a protein of 2847 amino acids. The transcript is spliced from 30 exons. Gene Ontology annotation, cellular component: transcription regulator complex; histone acetyltransferase complex; nucleus. Lineage: Eukaryota; Metazoa; Chordata; Actinopteri; Cypriniformes; Cyprinidae. The record is from RefSeq and is a predicted model, not a curated record.
UGUAGUUUCGCAGCUCGCUAGGCUUUGAGGAACUGAGACAACUCUUCAGUACGAGGUCUGAAAAAACAUCACCGUUUGGUCUGGCCGCUAUCAACAUUGCACUUCAAUAGGGCACUUGACCCCUGGGCUUCUCCAAGGAGGCUGACUGUCCCUUCAGCUAUAGCGAAGCCAAGCGAGGCAAUAUUUUGCAAACCAAGAAGUCACAAGGUGGGCAUCAUCUCACUAGUGACUCCAUCAUCUGCUGAUGAUGCUGGACCCCAGUCGCAACUCCGAAGCAGUACGGAAACAGCGCUGUCCGGGAAAUCCCGAUCGCCAUCUCCCCCUCCACCCCCCUUUACUAAUGUUACCGCACCUCCAACCUUCCCUCCCCCAGCCAGAGGAGUAGAAACAACAAGCCGCCAUUUUGUUUGUGCGGAGAGAGUGAAGGAGGCAGGAGCGACCGAAAAAAAGCCACUCGAGCGCCCGACCACUGCAACUCUGAGCGCCGCCGGCUCCGGCUCGCGGACCCAGACCGGAUAAAACACAAGCCCGGCGAUUAGCGGAGGCGACGGAGGGAGAUUACAGAUUCCCCCGUGUGCAAAUCAAAGAGCAGACCGGGUUUUCCUUUCUUUUGCUGUUCUUUUUUUAAACGAAGCGGAGAGGCGGAAGAGGGCAAUACAUUUAAACGAAGGGAAGCUCGUCAGGGGAAAAGGAAAAUAACAGCGUCACGAAGUGGGAAUAUCUGUGAAAUUACAUCGCCGGUUGCUGGCGGACGACGGCGAAAGUGGGGAAAAUUGCAGGAACUGUGCAAGAGAAGGGAUAAAUUUAAAAGGGAUGAACGCGCAGGGGGGUUCACAGCAUCACAAAGCCUAUGAAAGGGGUUUGAGGACCCCCAGAUUUUGGGGGGUGCAGCUGGCAAUAUCACCCGGAUCGGCAGAUGCUUCAGACCCGAAAUAUUAUUGAAGCCCAGCUCGGUUCGGUUCUGUUUUCGACCCACUACUGGCUGUUCCUCUCGCGCUUUCUUAAUGCUCCGCAAGGCUCUUCGUGCAGUGACAAAUUAUUCUUAUUUGCUUGAUGUGUCAGUGCAUUGAAAUACACGCAUAUGCAUUGACCAACUUCACUUGAUUCCCGUUCUUUAGCUCGUGCACAGCGUACUUGCGAGAUAACAUCGUCUUGCACUUCAGACCGACUGCAUGCAUGUUCCGUCCAUUAGACGGACACUUUUGAAAUCGUUUCUUUGCAUGCACGAGCUGUGCGCAGUGCAGGGUGGUCUCGUGAAGCGAUGGUCAGAGGUUUUCUGCAAACACUUUUAACUCGUGCAGCGGACACGUUCACACAGAGGGCGCACGAGCCAUAUUCAGAUACGAAUGCACAAUAAACCAUUUGACUUGUCACUUUGAAGUGUUGUUGCAGAAUGCUAAGACACGGACACUGAAAUAUGCAAGUUGUUUGGAAUCAUCUAAAGUGGUAGCUCGUGCAUGCAAACUGAAGUUUGGAUGCACAUUCAUCGCGUUAUUUAUUCUGCAAAGAGUACUGUCUGAUUAAGGAUGAAAGCAAACUUUUACAUGCAUAUGACUGUUUAAUGAUAUUUCCAGUAUUUAUUUGUGCUCUCCAUUCAUCUUAAUUAAUUGGGAGGAAAUAAAGACAUUGAUGAAGGAGAUUCAAACAUCUGUGUACGAUGGACUUGCAGUCUUCUAAAUAAAGUGAUGCAGGCUGAGAAUUGCACAGGCUACAAUGCAAAGAAAGACACGAUUCUGAAUCAUAGCGUUUGCUCAUAAGAGCGAGUUCGGGUUCUCGUACACAACGCCUUAAAAAAAAAAAAAAAACAACAACUAACAUUUCAGCUUGCCGCCGACAAUGGCGGAAAAGACGGAGGCAAGCAACGAGGAUAAAUCUCGGGAAAAUUGCUCAGUCGCCGAGGAGGCUACGUGAGUUUGCGGCGAGCUUGCAUGACCGUCUGUCCCUCCCUUCACCUCCUCCAUUCGGAAAUAUACUUUGAGGAACUAAAGACUAGAAAAUCUUAAAAGGGAGCUUUAAAGGUGGACUGAACAUUAAAGCUUUGCUUUGCAUUGCAUUGCAUGCAUGUAUCGUCCCAUGAAAAGGAAACGGGAAUCCGUCCGGUGCUCGUGAACGAGGAGAGAUUUCAUUUGCACAUCGGCUCGCGACUGCACAGGAAGGGCUAUCCUACGCGGGAUAUAUGCUUUAACACUAAACCGGAGGAAAACUAUGGCCGAUAAUGUGCUGGAAUCCGGCCCGCCUUCAGCUAAGAGGCCUAAAUUGUCCUCCCCGGCUCUGUCGGUGUCCGCGAGCGAUGGAAACGAUUUUGGCUCCCUGUUUGACCUGGAGCAUGACCUCCCGGAUGAGCUCAUUAACUCCUCCGACCUGGGCCUUCCUAACGGGAUGGACCCCGGCCAGUUGCACACCACUCUGGGUGGAGGAGGGAUAUUGGGCCCUCUGGGCGGCUCGGGCCAGGACACAGCAGCCAAACACAAGCACCUGUCUGAGCUCCUCCGCCCUGGCGCCCCUCCAUCCACCUCCACGGCCACCGGCAACCCCGGUAACGCACCCUCCCUGGGUAUGAUGGGAGGUCUGAGUGGCAACCCAGUUACUCAGGGACUGGGUGGCCCUCAACAGCAGCAGCCUGUCAUGGUGGCUGGACUGAACCGGGGCAUGAUGGGCGUCCAGAAAGGGAACGGACAGCCGCAGAGCAUGAUGGGAGGGCAGAUGAUGAAUGGUGCGCCUAGAAUGGGCUACGCCAAUGUGAACAUGAAUGCGGGCAUGGUUGGUAACGGGAAAAUGCUGCCCGAUGCUCUGCAGCAGCAGAACGCAGGGCAGCAGAUGGCACAGGCAGCAAUGAGACCGCAGCAACCAGGAGCAGUGAACAAGAUGGGAAUGAUGGGUACUCCAGGCCCCUACGGUAGUUCAUAUAAUCAGUGCGGAGGACAGUCCCUUGGGCCUCCGCUCCAAAACAAAGCGGGACAACCCAACAGCAUUAACCAGUUUAGCAUGGACAAGAAACCUCAGCAUGGGCAGACCAUGGGUGGCAUGCAGAGCUCAGGUGUGGUGGGUGGCGUAUCGGGCCCAGGUGGGCCGGCGGCGCCCCCUGCAGCGGACCCGGAGAAGCGUAAACUCAUUCAGCAGCAGCUGGUGCUGUUACUGCACGCUCACAAGUGCCAUCGCAGAGAGCAGGCCAACGGAGAGGUCCGCCAGUGCAGCCUGCCCCACUGCAGAACCAUGAAGAAUGUCCUUAAUCACAUGACGCACUGUCAGGCCGGAAAAUCCUGCCAAGUGGCUCACUGCGCGUCCUCCAGGCAGAUCAUCUCUCACUGGAAGAACUGCACACGGCAUGACUGUCCCGUCUGUCUGCCGCUUAAAAGCGCUGGAGACAAAAGAACCCAGCAGUCUCUGCUGGGAGGUGCUGGGAUGGGCAUGGGUGGUUCGUUAGGUGGGUCAUUACCCGGUGGUCAGCCUUCAGCCCCAAACUUAAACCCACCCAGUCAGAUCGACCCAAGCUCCAUUGAAAGGGCGUACGCCGCCCUUGGACUCACCUACCAGGGCAACCAGGCAUCCAAUCAGAAUCAGCAGACCUCUGUACCCGCUCAACCUGGCAUGAGGACGCUCAACAAUAUAGCAGGUGGGAACUCAAUGGGAGUAAACGGUGGAGUCGGCGCUCCGAUGACGAACCAGCAUCCAGGAAUGCUGCCUGACGGCAUGCUGCACAGGAACAUGACACCUCAGAGUCUGAUGAGUGAUGGCUCUGGUGUUGGUAACAUGGGUUCUGCAGCAACAGCCACACCUUCCUCUGCAGGAAUGAGGAAGAACUGGCAUGAAGACAUCACACAGGACCUCCGCAAUCACCUCGUACACAAACUUGUGCAAGCUAUAUUCCCCACUCCAGACCCUGCAGCACUGAAGGAUCGGCGGAUGGAAAACCUGGUAGCUUAUGCUCGCAAAGUGGAGGGUGACAUGUACGAAUCUGCCAACAGCAGGGCGGAGUAUUACCACUUGUUGGCUGAGAAGAUUUAUAAGAUUCAGAAAGAGCUGGAGGAGAAGAGGAGAACCCGACUGCAGAAGCAGGGUAUGAUGCCAGCUCAGCCUGGCAUGCACAACAGUGCUCUACCUCAAGCACCAGCUGGCAUGAAUCAGGCACCGCUGCCUAAUGGUCCCCAUUCGGAUCCGUCCCUAGUUCAAGCCGCUGGACCCAAUCAGAUGGUCAACCGCAUGCAGAAUCCUGCUGGUAUGGCACACUCACUAAAUGGUAUGAAUCAGUUUGCCCAGGUGGGAAUGCAACAGCCAAUGGGACAAAGGAGAACGCCGCCCCUGCCAAUGCCAAACCUCAAUCAGAUGGGUAUGCAGGGAACACCUCGAAUGACUCAACCCAACGUACCCCAAUUACAAAACCAGUACAUGCAGAACCAGUUUCCAGGCGCGGGUGCUGGACUGGGCCAGGGAGCAGUUGGCCUGAACCAACCUGCUGGGCAGGGAGCUAUGUCACAGAAUCAGAUGGCUACUCCACCAUCGCUGGCAGCCAGGAGUCCAGUAGCUCAAACCCAGACAGCAGUCUCAGGCUCCGCAGCCGCUGCUGGCCCUCAGGGGCCUCCGUCCAACCAACCCCCACCUGCCCCACAGCCUGGACUGCAUGCUCCCUGUCCUCCCUUACGCCAAAACUCCCCUUCUCCUGCACGCAGCCUCACCCCUACCCCUGCCCCGCACCAAACGCCCCCGCAGUUGCCGGGUAACCAGACCCCCCAGCCCCACACCCCCACUUCUUCGACCACUAUGGCCCCACCUGCAACACAGCUGCCCCUGAUGGCACAGGGGGUGGGCUCAGAAAAAGCCAGUCAGCUCCAGCAGCCGUCGCAUGGGGGCGGAGCCACUGGAGGCCCCCAAACAGGGUUAGCGUCAUCUGUGCCUUCCCAGAAUGCACACGGGCAUUGUGCACACCCACACACUCCUCUAUCCCAGAAGUCAUCUCUUACAGCAGACGGUCAGGCCUCAACUCCUGCUUCAGACAGCAGUGCUGACCCAAGUUCGCAGCUGACAUCAUCCGAACCCACUGCCCCACUCGACCCCAAAACUGAGGUCAAACAACAGGAAGAAGAAGAUGAGAAUGAGACAGAGGAUAAGGCCUCAGGGAAAAUGGCUGCCAUGCAGACUGAGAUUAAGAAUGAAGAAAAACCAGAGGUCGGCCACAUAAAGAAGGAGGAGCCUGCAGGCGAUGAAUGUAAGACAGAACCAAUGGAAACAUCAGUUGGGUCGACAGCCGAGGACAAGAAGCCAGAGAUCAAAACCGAACCCAAAGAGGAAGAGGCUGCGGGAACGAACAGCACUCCUGCAAACACACAAAACAAGAAGAAAGUCUUUAAACCCGACGAGCUCCGCCAGGCCUUGAUGCCCACUCUGGAAGCUCUGUACAGACAGGACCCAGAGUCUCUGCCCUUCCGGCAGCCGGUGAACCCCCAGUUACUGGGAAUACCCGUACGUAUUCGAACUAGUAACAAAACUAACCUGGACUACUUUGACAUAGUGAAAAACCCCAUGGACUUGUCCACUAUCAAGCGUAAGCUGGACACGGGUCAGUACCAGGAGCCCUGGCAGUACGUGGACGACGUGUGGCUGAUGUUCAAUAACGCCUGGCUGUAUAACAGGAAGACGUCACGGGUGUAUAAAUACUGCUCCAAACUGGCUGAAGUGUUUGAACAGGAAAUAGACCCCGUCAUGCAGGAGUUGGGCUACUGCUGUGGAAGGAAGUUGGAGUUUUCUCCUCAAACUCUGUGCUGCUAUGGCAAACAGCUGUGUACCAUCCCUCGAGACGCUGCGUACUUCAGUUACCAGAACAGUUCACCCAAAUAUGGGCUUCUUGCUGACAGGUACCACUUCUGUGAGAAGUGUUUCAACGAAAUCCAGGGGGAGAAUGUAUCCCUGGGGGACGAUCCAACCCAGCCUCAAACAUCCAUCAACAAAGAUCAGUUUCAAAGGAAAAAGAAUGACACCCUCGAUCCUGAACUACUGUUGGAAUGUGGUGAUUGUGGUCGAAAAAUGCAUCAGAUAUGCGCUCUGCACAAUGAGACGAUAUGGCCGUCGGGGUAUGUUUGUGAGGGCUGUCUGAAAAAGGCCAGUGCAACAAGGAGGGAAAAUAAAUACACUGCAAAGAGACUUCCUCAGACAAAGCUCGGCAACUUCCUGGAGACACGAGUGAACGAGUACCUGAAGCGUCAGAGUCAUCCAGAAACCGGUGAUGUCACCAUCCGUGUGGUUCAUGUCUCUGAUAAAAUGGUGGAGGUCAAACCUGGCAUGAAGUCUAGGUUUGUUGAUAGCGGAGAGAUGUCAGAGUCAUUCCCGUAUAGGACAAAAGCUUUGUUUGGAUUUGAAGAUAUUGAUGGGACAGAUGUCUGCUUCUUUGGAAUGCAUGUGCAAGAAUAUGGCUCCGACUGCCCUCCACCCAAUCAAAGACGUGUGUACAUCUCCUACCUUGACAGCGUGCACUUUUUUCAACCCCGUCAUCUGAGAACCGGAGUCUAUCAUGAGAUCCUAAUUGGAUACUUGGAGUAUGUUAAAAAAAUGGGGUUUGUCACUGGCCACAUCUGGGCUUGUCCUCCAAGUGAAGGUGAUGACUACAUCUUCCACUGCCAUCCAUCGGAUCAGAAGAUUCCCAAACCUAAACGACUACAAGAAUGGUACAAGAAGAUGCUUGACAAAGCAGUAGCUGAGAGAAUUAUACACGACUACAAGGACAUUUUUAAGCAGGCAACAGAGGAUCGUCUGACCAGUGCGAAGGAGCUCCCAUAUUUUGAGGGUGAUUUCUGGCCUAACGUGUUGGAGGAGAGCAUUAAAGAACUGGAACAGGAGGAGGAAGAACGGAAGCGAGAAGAAAACAACACCUCUAGUGAAAGCAUUGAGGCUACCAAUGGUGACAGCAAGAAUGCCAAAAAAAAGAACAGUAAGAAGACUAGCAAGAACAAGAGCAGCUUGAGCCGAGCUAAUAAAAAGAAACCGGGCAUGCCAAAUGUCUCAAAUGAUCUAUCCCAGAAACUUUAUGCUACAAUGGAGAAACACAAAGAGGUUUUCUUUGUCAUCCGUCUCAUUGCUGGCCCUUCUGUCAAUUCCCUUCCACCCAUUUUGGACCCUGACCCCCUGAUGGCCUGCGAUCUGAUGGACGGACGAGAUGCUUUCCUAACACUUGCACGAGACAAGCACCUUGAAUUCAGCUCACUGAGGCGGGCCAAAUGGAGCUCCAUGUGCAUGCUAGUAGAACUGCACAAUCAGAGCCAGGACCGCUUUGUCUACACGUGCAAUGAAUGCAAGCACCAUGUUGAGACACGCUUUCACUGCACUGUUUGUGAGGAUUAUGAUCUCUGCAUCACUUGCUACAACACUAAGGGCCAUGAGCACAAGAUGGAUAAACUUGGACUGGGUCUUGAUGACGAGAGUAACAACCAAGCUGCAGCCUCCAUUCAGAACCCUGGCGACUCGCGUCGUCUUAGCAUCCAACGCUGCAUUCAGUCACUGGUGCAUGCGUGCCAGUGUCGCAAUGCUAAUUGCUCUUUGCCAUCUUGCCAGAAGAUGAAGAGAGUAGUGCAACAUACCAAGGGCUGCAAACGCAAGACCAAUGGUGGCUGUCCCAUCUGCAAGCAACUCAUUGCACUAUGUUGCUAUCAUGCUAAGCACUGCCAGGAAAACAAGUGUCCUGUGCCCUUCUGUCUCAACAUCAAGCACAAACUUCGUCAGCAGCAGCUGCAACACAGGCUUCAACAAGCGCAAAUGCUGCGUAGACGUAUGGCCACCAUGCAGCGAGCAGGGCAGCCACCACCAUGUGGUGGUGGGCCUCCUGGAGGUCUACCAUCCCCUGGCAAUAAUGGGGCCACAGGUCCUAGCACACCUACUUCAGUCGGUACGCAACCUGCAACCCCUCAGACGCCCACACAGCUGACACCCAACCUUACGUCUCUGCCCCAGCCUGGUGUUGGUGGAGUCCCAGCUGGCGCCUCCCAGCAGCCUCCGCAGCAUCCCGUCCACCACCAGUUUCAACAGAUGCCAGGAGCAGGUGGGAUGAUGGCUUCACCGCAGCAUCAAAUUGUUCCUCAACAACCUGUGGGACAACUCUCGCAUCCACACAAUCAAUAUGGUCCCCAUACCACAGGUCCCUCCCCAAAUCCACAGUCGCAGGGUAAACCAAGCCUUGGUCCUGCAACUCCUCCUCAACUCCCCAGCAAUCCAGGCACAGCACCUAUGUCCCAGCAACAGCAACCUUCAGGUCCUCCGCCUGCAGCUGUGGAGAUAGCCAUGAAGAUCCAGCAAGUGGCAGAUGCACAGCGAAAGAUGGCACAGGUUCAGAUGCUUCAAAGGCAGGCUGCGCAAGCUGGCAUGAUGCCGCAGCACCAUCAGCAGCCACAGGGACAGAUGGGAGUAGCCCACCCUGGGAUUGGCAUGGUAGGGCCACAAGGAAUAGCCUCGCAGGCACAAGCAUCAGCUAACAGAGUGCAGAUGGAGCAGCAGCAAGGAUCUCAGGGAAUGAUGGUUGGAGCUGGGCCCAUGCAGCAGCAGCAACCCCAACAGGCAGUUGUACAAGGCCAGAUGCCACCACAAAUGCAUCUACAGCAGCCGAGAAUGAACCCACCACUUCAACCUCAGCAGCAACAGUGGCCGGGGCAGGUUAUGCCAACCCAGCAGAGACCUGCCAUGAUGGCUCAACCGGGAAUGGUCGCAAUGCAGCCCCCUCCGCAGCAGCAGCAGCAACAACCACAACAAAUGCAACAACAGCAAGCACCCCAAAUGCUGAAUCGAAAUGCCUUGAUGAGUAUGGUGCAGGCUGGUCUGCAGAGUGGCGUAGCAAGUGGGGCAGCAGCUGGCAAUCUGCCUCAGGGAGCCCUGCAGGAUCUUUUGCGGACCCUGCGAUCUCCAAGCUCUCCUCUACAGCAGCAGCAAGUCCUCAAUAUUCUUCGGUCUAACCCACAACUAAUGGCAGCAUUUAUCAAGCAGCGGGUUCACAAAUAUAAAGGAGGUACAGGUGGCCCCGCUUUACCACAGAGUGGGCCGGGACCUAUGGGAGGCCAGCCAGUGGGUGUCAAUACUGGGGUGUCCCAGCCUGGCAUGCACCUUGGACAGGGUGUUAACAUGCAGACUCAACUUCCUCAGCUCCAACAGCAGCAGCAAAUGCAACAGCAGCAGCAAAUGCAACAGCAGCAGCAAAUGCAACAGCGGCCGCUAUUGCAGCAGCAGCAGCUGCAACAACAGCAGCAGCUGCAACAACAGCAGCAGCAGCAAGUUGCUGCCUUGCAGCAGCAGCAACAACAACAACAACAGCAGCAGCAGCAGCAAGGAAUUCAGGGUCAGGGGGUUCCAAACAUGGCCAACAUGAAUCCACAGUUUAGAGAUCUGGUCAUGAGAAGGCAACAGCAACUACAGUUUCAGCAACAGCAGCAACAACAACAACAACAACAACAACAGCAGCAGCAGCAGCAGCAGCAGCAACAAAUGAGUAAUCACGCAGCAUUCCAACAGCAGCAAGUUUACAUGGGUCAGCAGGGUAACAUGCAAGUCCCGCCAGGUGGUCAACCGCUACAAGGUGUGCAACCUGGCCAGCAGCAGAAUUUUUCAAGCAAACCUGCGCAACAGCAAGCUGCGCAACAGCAAGCUGCAGCUGCCUUGCAACAGAGGCUUGCACAGCAACACCAGCUACAGAUGCAACAGCAGCAGAAUGCGGCAUCACAAGGCCCCGAUGUGGGGCACGGAGGAGGUCCCCAGCCCACACAAGGAGGUCCCAGUCUUCAGACAUCACAGGCAUUAUUGCAACAGGCCUUGCAUCAACGUAUGCUUCAACAGCAGCAACAUCUUAGUGGCACCUCACCGGCACAGCAGAACAACCCCAUGAGCCCACAGCAGCAUCAGAUGUCUCAGUCGCCCCAACACCAGCUACAGAUGCAACAGCAGCUGAAUGUGGCAUCGCAAGGUCCCGAUGUGGGGCACGGAGGAGGUCCACAGCCCACACAAGGAGGUCCCAGUCUUCAGACGUCACAGGCAUUAUUGCAACAGGCCUUGCAUCAACGUAUGCUUCAACAGCAGCAACAUCUCAGUGGCACCUCACCGGCACAGCAGAACAACCCCAUGAGCCCGCAGCAGCAUCAGAUGUCUCAGUCGCCCCAACACCAGCUACAGAUGCAACAACAGCAGAAUGCGGCAUCACAAGGUCCCGAUGUGGGGCACGGAGGAGGUCAACAGCCUACACAAGGAGGUCCCGGUCUUCAGACAUCACAGGCAUUAUUGCAACAGGCCUUGCAUCAACGUAUGCUUCAACAGCAGCAACAUCUCAGUGGCACCUCACCGGCACAGCAGAACAACCCCAUGAGCCCGCAGCAACAUCAGAUGUCUCAGUCGCCCCACUUGCAGGGCCAACAGCUCCAAUCCACCCUCAGCAACCAGGUCUCUUCCCCCCAGCCCUCCCCACGACCCCAGUCCCAGCCACCUCACUCAAGUCCAUCCCCGCGCCUGCAACCACAGCCCUCGCCCCACCACAUCUCACCUCAGACCCAAACGGGUUCCCCGCAUCCCAACCACCUUCAGCAGCAUCACUCAGGCAUGGCUCCACCUCCUCCACCUCCCCAACAGCCACAGCACAACUCUAAGGACCCAAGUGGAUUUGGUGCAGAUCAGAACACCAUGCUGUCUCAGCUCAGUGGCUUGGCAGGACUCCACAGACCUGGAGCUAAUGAUAUGUUGCCCCCUAGUGGCCAGGACCUUGCCAUUAACAUUAAUAACCCUUUAGACAUAUAGUUAUUACAGAAUUCACAAAACCUCACCAGAGACAGUGUUAGAUUUUUUUAAAUGCUUUGAAAAUGGACCCGCCUAGAGAGAUAGUAAAUAAGUAGAAGGGGUGUUUUCUUUUUUUUCUUUUGCCAGUUGUGUACAUAGAGAGGAUUGUUUCUCAGCCUCAGAGAACAAACCACAAGUAAUAUUUUCAACGUCAGGUCCUGGGGAGUGCUUUUCCUUUUUCAAGAGAUAUUUUUUAAGAUUUUAAAAGUGGUAUAAAAUUAAAGCGCAAAUGAUUAAGAACUUUUUUAUAUAUUGUUUCACCACGUACCAGUCUGUUCUGUGUUUUACAGAGUCAUAUGGAACAUUUCAAACGUUGUGAUGCCUAUAUUAUUAUAAUUAUCGGAACAUCAUGCAUAUCUUCCUUGUAAAUGUUGAGUUUUGCAUUUUAUUUAUUCUAGCUUUUUCAUUUGUUGUCAUGAUGGAUUUUGUUCAUGUGUGUUCCCAGAGACUGCUACAGUUCACAUAGAAUAUAUUUUUGUUAAUACCUAUUCAAAUGGGGAGCUAUUCCUUUACUUAAGCUGGAGAUUUAGGUUAUUGAGUAUAAUAUAAAUUACAGUGUUGGGGGAUCGGGUUUGGUGUGCGCUCUGCUGCCCAGUGGAUCUCAUUUCAUGCCAUAUUGGAAAUUCCAUUGGACAUCACUUCUUUUGCAACAGGACAAGUUCAUAGACGCACUCACCCACCCUCAGAAUGUUUGUGCACUCCUUAUAAGACUUACUGGAUAGUGGAGGUGUCUGUACUGGUUGGAUGAUAGUUUUGUGUGUGUGUGUAUGUAUGUAUUGGAUGUGGUGCCGGAGUUCUUCUCCUCUCGCCAAUAUCGUAUUGAGCAGUGUUUCACAUAUGAACUGUAUGGAGCAGUGAAACGAUGGAGAAGGAGAGGCAAGCCACUGAUUUUACCGUUUUCAUCCUUCUUCAGUGCCACUCCUACUUUUCCUCCACUUCCAGAAUUUUCUUUGCUCUGAACUUGGGGAGUUUUAUUUGAAUAUUUUGUACUGUACAAAGGAAACACAAACUGUGGACUUUUUUUUUUUUUUUUUAAAUAAAAUGAAGAUAACAAAAUU